Molecule: messenger RNA, 1599 nt
Organism: Lathyrus sativus (Indian pea)
Lineage: Eukaryota; Viridiplantae; Streptophyta; Magnoliopsida; Fabales; Fabaceae
Source: the annotation of a GenBank genome assembly
AUGGCUGCUUCUUCACCUUCUACACCUUUCUUGGAAAUCAGACAAGAAAAUCAAAGUCAGAUAACACAACAACAUCAAUCUUCUACCGAUGUUUCAUCAACCGCUGCUCAACCUUUAGUGCCUAAAAAAAGAAGAAAUCAACCAGGAACACCAUAUCCAGAUGCAGAAGUGAUAGCACUAUCUCCAAAGACACUAAUGGCAACAAAUAGAUUUGUAUGUGAAGUGUGUCAAAAAGGGUUUCAAAGAGAGCAAAAUUUGCAACUUCAUAGAAGAGGACACAAUCUACCUUGGAAGCUAAAGCAGAAGAGUAACAAAGAGCCAAAGAGAAAGGUUUAUCUGUGUCCUGAGCCUUCUUGUGUUCACCAUGACCCUUCUAGAGCUCUUGGAGACCUCACUGGAAUCAAGAAGCACUUUUCUAGAAAGCACGGUGAGAAAAAGUGGAAAUGUGAAAAGUGUUCUAAGAAAUAUGCUGUUCAAUCUGAUUGGAAAGCUCAUUCUAAAACUUGUGGCACUAGAGAGUAUAGAUGUGACUGUGGCACUCUCUUCUCAAGGCGUGAUAGUUUCAUUACUCAUAGGGCAUUUUGUGAUGCACUAGCACAUGAAAAUGCAAGACACCCUUCCAAUAUGAACCCUUUAGCAACACAUCUAUUUUCCACAAACCACAUAGGUUUAGCCCUAAACCAAAACCAACAAACAUCCACAAACAACAUCUUAACCCUAGGAAACAUCCCUUGUACACCAAAAUAUGAACAUCAUUUGAUCUCACCUUUGAAUCCUUCAUCAUCAUCAUUUGGUCAGCAACAACAACAAUCACCACAACAACAAUCAAUGUCUUCGUCACCUUUCUUCAUCAACGAUCCAAAUCAAACCUUCCAACAAGACCUUUCUUCACCAUUCUCAAACAAACAACUUCAUCUUCAUCAUGGUCUCUUGCAACUUCCUGAUCUUCAAGGAAAUACCAACAACAACACGACUUCUUCAUCAGUAUCGCCUUUUAACCUAAGUUUCUUUCCGAAUACCAAUAGUAGCACAAUGCAUGAUCAGUUCAAUAACAUAAGCGAACCUCAUCAUCAUCAUCAGCAUCACCAAGAAGGUUUUUCUUCACUCUUUGGUAAUUCAUCAAUGCAACAAGAGAACAUGUUGUCAUCACCACACAUGUCAGCAACUGCAUUACUUCAAAAAGCUGCUCAAAUAGGUUCAACAACAACUACUACUAUCAAUAACAACGGCGUGGAAUCUAGUAAUGAAGGCUUAAGAUCAAGCAUGGAAAAUGAACACAAUCAACAUCUACAUGGAUUGCUAAACUCUCUUGGAAAUGGAAACACUUCAAUAUAUGGAAAUAUCAAUCAUGACAACAACAUUAACCUUGGUCAGUUUCAAAAUAUGGAGGAGAAUAAAAAGUUGCCACAACAAAAUCUAGCUGGUAAUUUGUGCUUUGGAGGAUCAGAUAAAUUGACUUUGGAUUUUCUUGGUGUUGGAGGAAUAGUGAGAAACAUGAGUGGUGGAUUUUCACAAAGAGAACAGCAACUACACUCCAUGAGUAAUAUGAACAACAUGGAUCCUAAAUUGGAAUCAUCACAAGCAAACCAACCUUUUUGA